UUAAUCUUAUUCGUGGUUAAAAGUGAUGCAGCUGUAGUUUUGCCAGUAUUAUAAAUUCCAUAAAUCAGUGUUUCCACCAACUAUUGAUCGCAUAUACCGAGGCCACCAACCAACCCUUCUCUAAAACACAUCCGGAUUUUGAUUUUUGAGGGGAGGAGGAGAGAUGGUGAGUUUGGAGGCGGAUCACGAAGGCGGCGUUGCCAAGAGGCUGUGGAACAAGUUCAAGAAUGAUAGGGAUUUAGCUCUUUACAGCCCUUUUGUUGUUUGCUUGGCUUCUGGCACCUUGGACCCCACCUCUUUUCUUCAUUGCAUCUCUCAAGAUUUCUACCUUCUUCAGGCUUUUGCUCACGCAUAUGAACUAGCAGAAGAGUAUGCAGAUGAUGAUGAGGACAAGGAGGCCAUUGGCAAGUUGCGAAAGCGUGUCUUGAAGCGGCUUCGAAACCAGGAUAAACUUAUUUCUGAAUGGGGUUUUGAGCCUCCUAAAGAGCAUGUUUGCGAUGAUGCCAUAUCAAAGUAUACCGAGUUCUUGAUGGAGACAGCCUCAGGGAAAGUCGGAGGAGAGAAAUUUGCUGUCAAAAUUGUUACACCUUUUGAGAAAACUAAACUGGCUGCGUAUACGCUGAGCGCCAUCUCACCGUGCAUGAGGCUCUACAGUUUUAUCAGUAGAGAGAUCCAGGCUCUCCUAGACCCCGAUGAGGGCAACCACAUCUACAAGAAGUGGCUCGACAGCCUGUCUUCCGAAAAAUUUGAGGCAUCAGCUUCGAGAAUUGAAGACUUGCUUGAUAAAUUAAGCAUUUCUUUGACCGGUGAAGAGCUAGAUGUCGUGGAAAGGCUCUAUCAUCGGGCCAUGAAACUCGAGAUAGACUUCAUCUGGUCCCAAUCAAUUGUUCAGCAAACCAUAGUUCCCUUUUCACUACUCCACAACAGUGUCGAAGACAACCUCAUCACUUUAUGCGACUUCGACUUGACAUGUACAGCUAUUGACUCCUCUAACCUUCUAGCAGAGCUUGCAAUUGUAGCAGCAACCAAUACUACCGAGCCACAGCUCCCAUCAUCAGCUGAUAUUAGGACCAUGUGGAAUGAUCUCUUCAGCCAAUAUGUGGAAGAGUAUCAAGAAUGUAUAGAAAGCAUCGUGCCUAGUGAAGCAUGUGUUGAUGAUUCAAGCAAAGGGACAGGAUUGGAUUACGAAGGUCUGUGUAAAGCAAUGGAGCAGAUAUCUGAAGUCGAGAAGCGAGCUACUUCAAGAGUCAUCCACUCUAAUGUAUUGAAAGGAUUGAAUCUAGCAGAGAUAAAAAGGGCUGGUGAGCACCUCGCCUUCCAAGAUGGUUGUAAGCGAUUCUUUCAGGAUCUCGUGGAAUGCAAAAAACGCGCUGCAGACAUUCAUGUGUUGUCAUACUGUUGGUGUGGUGAUCUAAUCAAAUCUGCCUUCUCAUCAGGAGAAGAAAAUGUGUUGAAUGUACACUCAAACAACUUAGUCUACGAAGCAUCUGUCUCCACUGGUGACAUUACAAAAGACAUGGAAUCCCCCAUGGACAAGCUUCGAGUUUUCAAUGAUGUCACCAACCGCGAAAAUGGUGGUAAAGCCUCAACAGUUUACAUUGGGGGUACGGCUGGUGACUUGUUGUGUCUGUUGGAAGCGGAUUUUGGCAUCGUGAUUGGCUUGAGCAGCAGCCUUGAGAGGCUCGGAAAACAUUUUGGCAUAGCUUUUGUUCCAUUGUUCUCUGGUCUAGUGAGCAAGCAGAGGGAGCUUCCAGAAACGGGGAUUUUGAGUCGCGAUGGAAGAUCCAACAUUCUAUAUACGGUCUCUAGCUGGGACGAGAUACACACCCUCAUUUUGGGGAGGUAGACGCCCGUCCCAUCCUCUACGGGAUGUGCAUACAGGAAAAUAGUAAACUUAGAAAUGGUUAGUUUUGUUGUUAUAAAUGUAUGGCUGGUGGCUCUUGAUCCUAUUGUUUUUGGUGUGAGGAUUGAAGGCCUAUGGUAAUAUUUAUUUGUUGUAUUAGUAGAUUGGAUUGAUUAGAUGACAAGUAGUUGAAGUGAAUUACAUAAAUCUUCUGCUUGCUAUUAUAAAUAAUGUGGAGUACACGAGAAUUUUUCAAA
Salvia hispanica is the source of this 2100-nucleotide messenger RNA. RefSeq names its product bifunctional TH2 protein, mitochondrial-like. Gene Ontology annotation, cellular component: cytosol. The record is from RefSeq and is a predicted model, not a curated record. Lineage: Eukaryota; Viridiplantae; Streptophyta; Magnoliopsida; Lamiales; Lamiaceae.